Molecule: messenger RNA, 906 nt
Organism: Beauveria bassiana ARSEF 2860
Lineage: Eukaryota; Fungi; Ascomycota; Sordariomycetes; Hypocreales; Cordycipitaceae
Product: inositol monophosphatase
Exons: 2
Coding region: 1-906 (301 amino acids)
Biological process (GO): phosphatidylinositol phosphate biosynthetic process; signal transduction; inositol metabolic process
Molecular function (GO): inositol monophosphate 1-phosphatase activity
Source: RefSeq, a predicted model, not a curated record
AUGACGGACCUCAAUCUCGAGCAAGUCCGCGACACCAUGGUCGCCGUCGCCCACGAGGCGGGGCGCAUGAUCCUCGCCGCCAACCCGGCCGACAUUGCCGCGGGCACCAAGCUCAACGCCGUCGACAUUGUCACCGAGGCCGACCAGGCCGUCGAGAAGAUGGUGGCCGGCAAGCUGUCGGCCGCGUUUCCCUCGGUGGCGUUUAUGGGCGAGGAGACGUACAAGCCGGGCAUGAGACUCGGUCCGGAGCCCACCUUUGUCGUGGAUCCCAUUGAUGGCACCACCAACUUUAUCCAUGGCUUCCCCAACGCGUGCAUCUCGCUCGGCCUCGCCAUUGACCGCAAGCCCUGCGUCGGCGUCAUCUACAACCCGUGGCAGGAUCUCCUCUACACGGCGAUCCGCGGUCACGGUGCCUUUGCCACGCGCGGUGCCCUCCUCGCCGGCGCCACCCCGCGCCGUCUACCCCUCGCCGCGACACCGCGACCGCUGACGGGCCUCGGGACCGCGCUCGUGGCCGUCGAGUGGGGGUCCGUGCGGGACGGCCCCAACUUUGACGUCAAGGUCGAGACGUUUCGGCGGCUGGGCGCGUCGACGGAGACGGGCGGCGCCAUGGUGCAGUCGAUGCGGUCGCUGGGCUCCGCGGCGCUCAACCUCGCGGCCGUGGCCGCCGGCGAGCUCGACCUCUACUGGGAGGGCGGCUGCUGGGCCUGGGACGUCUGCGCGGGUUGGUGCAUCCUGGAGGAGGCGGGCGGGCGCAUGGUGAGCGGGAAUCCGGGGGACUGGGCGCCAGAGGUGGACGGGAGGGUGUAUUUGGCGGUGCGGGGGGCGCCGGCCGCCGGGCAAGAGGAGAUUGUGGAGGAGUUUUGGACGCUCAUGGGCGAUGGGAGGAUGGAUUACUCGUCGUAG